CUUAGUACCCAAGCCGUGGCAUUUUUGUCAGUCAGAAGGCAUCAAACAUUGCAACGGCCGCUUUCUUGGCAUCUGAAGUAAAUAUCUACGAAUAUCACAAGAAAACACAGUAAUCCACGCAGUUUUCUUUUAAUUUGACUCUCACAAAUACCCGAUCAUUGCUGAUAUGGGCACUCGCGUUUACAUCGGUGGGUUGCCCUACCGAGUCAAGGAGAGAGAUAUUGAGCGAUUUUUUCGCGGUUACGGAAAACUGCGAGAAGUCCUUAUUAAAAAUGGCUACGGCUUUGUGGAAUUUGAAGAUUAUCGUGAUGCAGAUGAUGCUGUCUACGAGCUGAAUGGGAAGGAACUGUGUGGUGAAAGAGUGACCGUGGAGCGGGCCAAGGGGUCGCCGCGGGCACGAGGCCGUGGAUCAUCUGGCGGUUCCGAUAGCGGCAGAAGCCCCCGAAAUGGCCGCGACCACGGCCGAUCUGGUUUCCGCUCCUCGCGAUCGGGUGGAAAGGGUGGUGGCGACAAUCCUCCUCCGAGAUAUGGCCCACCUACGCGGACAGAUUAUCGUCUUGUUGUAGAGAAUUUGUCGAGCCGAGUCAGUUGGCAGGAUCUCAAAGAUUACAUGAGACAGGCUGGUGAAGUUACUUACGCAGAUGCCCACAAACAACAUCGCAACGAAGGUGUGGUUGAGUUUGCAUCAUACUCCGAUUUGAAAACAGCUAUUGAAAAGCUGGAUGGAACAGACUUGAAUGGAAGGCGGAUUAAACUCAUCGAAGAUAAAGAUUCGGGCCGGCGUGGUUCUCGUCGUCGUUCUCGGUCUCGUUCAUCAUCGCGAUCACGCUCUCGUUCCCGCUCCCGUCGUCGUUCUCGCUCGAGAUCUAGGAGCAAGAGCCGCAGUCGUUCAAAGAGGUCUGGAAGCAAGAGUCGUAGCCGCUCCAAGUCCCGCGGGCGCUCAAAGUCCAAGAGCAAAUCACGUUCCCGUUCUCCCCGCAAGUCGAGGUCAAAGUCCAGGUCGCGUGAUAAGUCAGUAGACAGGUCAAAGAGCAAAUCCCUUUCGCAUUCGCCAAGGAAAUCGCGUUCCAAGUCGAGGUCUCGCGACAAGUCUAUGGAAAGAGAUCGUUCGGUAUCACGCGACAAAUCUGUGGAUCGUGCUGGAUCGAAACAUUCGAGGAGCAAGUCAAGGGAGAGAUCUCAUUCUCGAUCCCGUUCACGUUCAGUGUCACGCAGUGCCAGUGGUAGCCCACGUAGAGACGAACGGGACGAUGACGAGAAAAUGGAUAAUGGGCAUAGAUCAAGCCCUGAUAAUCGCGAUUAGGCGGCAUCGUUUUAUGAGUUCUUUUUGACACCUCGCCACGCCAACGAUGCCCACACUCCUUCAGAUUUGAAUACAAAAACAAGCAAGUGUUCCCCUAUCGACGUAUCUUUUCGUUUAAAAUUUGCUCGGCUACUGUAUCUGGUAGUAUAAUACAAAUUCACAAUGGUUCUA
Molecule: messenger RNA, 1474 nt
Organism: Daphnia carinata
Lineage: Eukaryota; Metazoa; Arthropoda; Branchiopoda; Diplostraca; Daphniidae
Gene: B52
Product: serine/arginine-rich splicing factor 5-like
Exons: 11
Coding region: 167-1303 (378 amino acids)
Biological process (GO): alternative mRNA splicing, via spliceosome; mRNA splice site recognition
Cellular component (GO): nucleus; ribonucleoprotein complex; cytoplasm
Molecular function (GO): mRNA binding
Source: RefSeq, a predicted model, not a curated record